CAUUCUCUUUUCAGAUUCACAACCCGCCAACCCGAGAUCAGAACACGGAAGCGUACAACACCACCUCGCGUUUCUUUCGAAGAAGAUUGUGAUUACAUAGCUUAUUACUGUUUGAAGGCAUAUGACACAGGGAAAGUCUGCGGGCGGACCAUGUUUAACUUGUACACCACAUUCGCCAAUUAUUGCUUGAUGGACUUCGUUAAUUGCAUGGAAAGGUAUGAAGUGUGGCAAAUUGUUCACAUGGGAGAGUGCUUCGAACUGCAGAUAUUGUCAGAAUAUUUACAUUACCCGUACCUGGAUGAUUAUUUCCUAGAUCAAUAUUAUGUCAUCGAAGAUAACUGAACAAGUGUAUUAAAAUUUGUGUUUUUUCAUAAGAGAGUUUCUGAUUUUACAUAUUAUACGAGGAGGAGCUGGCGAACAAAACGGUAUAAUUGCAUA
Chilo suppressalis (striped riceborer) is the source of this 438-nucleotide messenger RNA. The record is from the annotation of a GenBank genome assembly. Lineage: Eukaryota; Metazoa; Arthropoda; Insecta; Lepidoptera; Crambidae.